GUCAGAGUCAGCUCGACUUCACUGAGCAGCUGCGAUUCAGUUACUACUUCCAUAGUCUCUUGCGGGUCUCAUCGGGGGCAGCAUGUCCAGAAGCUACAGCAUAUAUAAAAUCCUUUCCUCGCCAGAGUGCUGGCUUGCUCGCUGCAGCUGCAGCUGGAGCUGGAGCUGGAGCUAGACGGGGUGGAAGAGGGAGGAAGAUCUGGAAGUGAGAGCUUAGGUGGUUGUGUUGCUUUUAGUUAGCGGAGUGCACGGAACCUCGUCGUCUGUCUCUGUUGUCUUCUUCGUCUGACCACUCUCAGACAGUUGCUCCCUCGACCUCCUCCUCCUCCAAGGGCCCCACCUCACGGUCUCCCUUCUCUCUUGUUCUUCGAAAGUGAACCUGCUGCUCUCAAUGGUGCCCCCUCUCCCUCUACUACACUAAAGCAGCAUCCCUCCUACGACUCCUAUCUGCUGGAACUCCGUCUUGGGCUCUCGCAUCUCACACUGCUGCCUAGCAACUCGCUGCUCGCAUCAGUGCACAGUGUUUCUUCUCUCCAUCAGCCCCUCCCUCAACCCAACACCCUUCUCGCACCUUCAGGUGAUCCAACGACUCUUUCCCUUUUUGUCCUUCAAUUGCACCGAAAAUCUCUCUCUCAGAGUUGUCCUUCUGGCCGGAUAUGACUUGCAGCUCUGCUGCAGAGCAGUGCAGUCCAGCUCGCUGCUGCUGCUGCUGCUGCUGCUGAUUCAGAAUUGGCUGCCCGGGUUCCCGAAGCUGCUGUGGUUUAAGAACCUCGUUCGCCGCAGGGUUUGAGUCUGGGUGCUGCUGCUGCAGUGGUGGCUUGCGAACGUGGUGAGCGGCACGGGGAGAGCUCGAGAAAUGUUCAGAAGAAGAAGAAGAAGCAGCAGCUGUGGCAGUGGCAGGGGGCCACGUGGUGGAGGAGGUGCCAAAGCGAAGCUGAUCGUCUCUCGGUGAUGGAACAUUGAGAGCGAGCUUUGAAUUGUGAGCAGCAGUAUGUUCUGAUCUGACGAGGGAGGGAGGGAGGGAGGGGUGGAGGCUCGAGCACCGUUCGGUCUUUCUGGUUCUGAUGCAGCAGCUGGUCGUCGAAAGAGCAUGAGAAUGAGAAUGAUGCUUGAGCUCGAGAACUUGAUGAUAUGAGUUCCGCAGAAGGAGGCGAAUCCUAAGAACCACAACUUCAGAUAUUCAGUCUGAGUUCUGCGCUGCUGCAUUCGCAAUGGCGAGGUUCGCCAGUGGUGGUUCGAGGCGGAGUGGGGAUUGUGGACCUUCGUCGACCCUGUGCCUGUGCUUGUGCUUGUGCUUGUGCUUGCUGGCAGUGGCGGCGACGGGUGUGGGAGGACAACAAGUGCUCCAAGGAUCAUGGGAAGUAAUGGUACCGAACGCAGGGAUUGCUUCGAUGCACACAGCCAUCUCUCGCUACGGCCAUGCGAUUCUGCUGGACAGGGUGAGCAGUGGUCCUUCUCAAAUCGACCUGACCUCCAGUGAAUGCAGCGCCCUGGGCGGCAACAAGUCCGCCGAUUGCACGGCCCACUCCGUCCUCCUCAUCCCCGAAGGGCUGGCUCUCAGACCUCUCACUGUCAAAACCGACACUUGGUGCUCGUCUGGUCAAUUCGGCCCCAAUGGAACUCUCAUCCAAACUGGAGGACAAGGAAACGGCUCCAGAAAGGUGAGGACCUUUGCACCGUGCCCACCAGGAGGAGAGUGCGACUGGGUGGAAUCGUCGACCGUGAGUCUGCAGGCCGAUAGAUGGUAUGCCACCAACCAGCUGCUGCCGGACGGGAGGCAGAUCAUCGUGGGAGGAUUGAACGAACCGAAUGUCGAGUUUCUCCCGGACAGAGGCGAAGGUCUCGUGUCUUUGCCGUUCCUGGCUCAGAACAAGGAUUCCAAUGGCGACAAUCUGUACCCAUACGUGCACCUGCUUCCCGAUGGGACGCUGUUCAUAUUCGCGAACAAGGCGGCGAUCAUCUACAACUACACGAGCAACUCGGUGGUGCGAACGCUGCCCAACAUCACAGGAGAGCCGAGGAACUAUCCUUCGGCAGGCUCGUCCGUCAUGCUGCCUCUGACGUCGGAGACGAACUAUGCCGUGGUGGACAUUCUGAUCUGCGGGGGAGCCGAUUUCAGAGCCUUCAAGAAUGCUUCCGGACGCUUCCCUGCUUCGGAUUCCUGCGGCCGCAUGCGAGUCACGGACCCGAAUCCCUCGUGGGCCAUGGAAACCAUGCCCUUGCGGCGCAACAUGGGCGACAUGGUCCUGCUGCCCACCCGAAGCGUGCUCAUCAUCAAUGGCGCCCAGGCCGGUGCUCAGGGAUUCAGCAACGCCUUCGACCCUGCUCUCAACCCCGUUCUCUACGAGCCCAAUGCUCCUCAAGGUGUGAGAUUCUCGACGCUGAGCGCAGCGACGACAGCGCGAGUGUACCACUCGACGGCGAAUUUGAUGGCGGACGGGAGAGUGAUGGUGGCAGGGAGCAAUCCGCACGCGAAGUACACGUUUCUGGUGGGGAAUCCGAUCAAGGACGGGAACUAUCCGACCGAGCUGAGCGUGGAGGCAUUCUCGCCUCCUUACAUGGCCGGGAGCUUGUCGGUCCUGAAGCCGAGCUUCAUUCAAGUGCCCACGAAUCUCACCUACGGCCGAGGCUUCAUCGUCAUCGUGCAGGUGGAAGUGCCCGUCGUGGGCAACAUCUUCCUCUCGCUCGUGAGCGCUCCUUUCACCUCGCACUCCUUCUCCCAAGGCCAGAGGCUGCUCGCGCUGGGCGCCACCUCUCCCGUCGCCAUCGGCAGCAACCAAUACCAAAUCGCCUCUCUCGCGCCGCCUUCGAGAAAUGUGGCUCCUCCCAGCUACUACAUGCUCUUCGCCAUCAAUCAGGGCGUCCCCAGUGCAGGCGCAUGGCUACAACUCUCCGAUUGAUCUGCGAGUCUGCCACAGAAUUCCUUCACUGCGCCCGACUGGGGCUGACGGACAGGCUCGGAUGGAGGCCAGCUCAGUUUCUAUUAGAGUUAGGAUUUUGAUAGCUGCCUCGGAAGAUAGGACUUUUGUUCACCUCAGCUCUCCGGGGCCCAGCCAGAGAGCUGAAAUUUUACCUCCAAUCGAUCGACAAUUCUCCCAAUUUGUUUGUGAGACGCGAAGCCGAAGCUGAUGGUUCGUUUUAUCAAAUUUCGCCAAUUCUUCUCCUCGACCUCU
This is a messenger RNA of Marchantia polymorpha subsp. ruderalis, 3173 nucleotides long. The record is from the annotation of a GenBank genome assembly. Lineage: Eukaryota; Viridiplantae; Streptophyta; Marchantiopsida; Marchantiales; Marchantiaceae.